AUGCUAGCAGUGGCAGCCCGCCAAAAGACGUUAACGCACCAGAGGCGGCGGCCGGCAGCGGCCAAAGGAGAAGGAGCCGGCCUCGUGCCUGCGGAUCCAGUGGAGCGCAUCCUCCACCUUUACUAUCAUGACUUCAUUCAAUUUUCGAUGGCAGCCACCUGCGACGGAGCACUGACGGUCAUCCAUGAUCUCGCAGUCCUUGAAAUCACGACGUCGCGCCUGGGGUCCAACAUGCCGGAUGUGGACAUGGCCGCAAAUGAUGUGCCGGCCGACCUUGAUCCUUUUGAGGACGACUGGGUCCGGGACCUUGAGCCUGUUGCCUUGAUUUUCGAGCCUUCUGCCAAAUACCACGAGCACGACGCCCUGAACCACGGCCUGAGAAGGUCGGCGUCGGAGUCGAAUUAUUCCAUGUCCAACUUCCGGACCAUCGAUAUUUCGAAAGUGAACGAGGAUCGCCACCAGUGGCAGAGACUGGACACUUUCCAUACACCGUUCGGGCACUGCGGCGACAUAGAGGAUCCCCCGAAACCUGGCAAACCCGGAUGCCGAUUCCGGCACGAGAUGUUGGAGCAAUUUUGGCUCCAGAUGUCGAAGCAGAUGAAGCAGCAGUUCGACCUGAACACUGAGAUACUGCGUGGGGAGAUGCAGAGGUUUAGUGCCGAGAUGUCCGCGAACUUUGCGCUGCUCAGAGCGGACGUGGCGAAGAGGACCUGCGACGUGGACUUUACGCAGGUCCUUGAGGCCAUCCACGCGCAGAAGCAAGUGAAGCUGGACCUAGACUUCUCCACCAUCACGUCGGCCAUUCAAGCCAACAAGGCCGACCUGUCGGAAGUUCUGAGAGCUAUACGUGAGCACAAGCCUGAUGUUGACUUCACAUCGGUGUUUGCCGCCAUUGAUGCCAAGAAGGUGGAUGUUGACUUUGCACCUGUGAUGGCGGCGAUUGAUGCGGCCAAGGUUCAUGUUGACUUCUCACCAGUGCUUGCCGCAAUUGAUGCGAAGAAGGUUGAUGUCGACUUCUCGUCGGUAAUCGCUGCCGUUGAUGCGAAGAAGGUCGAUAUUGACUUCUCCGCAGUUCUUGAUGCCAUCCGUGAGCACAAGCCCGACAUUGACUUCUCACCAGUGAUCGCCGCCAUCGAUGCCAAGAAGAUUGACGUAGACUUGGACUUGUCAUCGGCGGUCACGGCAUCAUCUGACGCUGCAAAGCUUGAUGUUGACUUCUCCGAGGUUUUACAGGCCAUCCGUGAGCACAAGCCGAAGGUGGACUUCUCGCCGGUGAUUGCCGCUAUUGAUGCCAAAAAGGUUGAUGUAGAUGUGGACCUUUCAUCAGUAAUAGCAUCCAUUGGCGCCAGAAAGCUUGAUGUAGACUUCUCCGAAGUCCUACAGGCCAUCCGGGAGCAGAAGCCUGCUGUUGAUCUAUCAUCGGUGGUCGCCGCCGUUGAUGCGAAGAAGGUUGACGUUGACUUGUCUGAGGUAUUGAAAGCCAUCAAUGAGAAGAAGUGCGAUGUGGACUUCACCCAAGUCCUGCAAGCCAUCCGCGAGCAAAAGCUGGACGUCUCGCCGGUGCUGGCAGCCAUUGACGCCAAGAAGUUGGAUGUCGACUUGUCGCAGGUGAAGGUUGAUGUGGACAUCUCGGCGAUCAUGACCGCCAUUGAGGCUAACAAGCCGGACGCACACUUCUCCGAGGUCCUUCAAGCCAUCCGCGACGUGACCCUGGACGUGGACUUCUCGGAAAUCUUGAAGGAGAUCCGGAACAUCAAAGUCGACGUGGACAUCUCGCAGGUGCUGCAGACCCUGCGCGAGCACACGGACCCGCGCCCGAUCCUGGAUGCGAUCGCAGGUAUCACGGCCUCCGUUACUGCUCACGUUGAGGCCAACUUCGGUGUGGAGGUGCGGGCAGUGCACCGAGUUGAUAGCCCAAAUGGGUAG
Messenger RNA from Symbiodinium natans, 1926 nucleotides. NCBI's taxonomy places the organism in Eukaryota, Dinophyceae, Suessiales, Symbiodiniaceae. The record is from the annotation of a GenBank genome assembly.